UAUUGGCACACUUUCAAGUAGAUGGUGGUCGCAUAAACAUUUUUCAAAAUGGGGUGCUUCGUAUAACCGUUUGGACAGAUUGUUGGAACGCAGCCCGUGCCUCAGCCUGCAGCAAACCGCUGGAGUCAAAUCUGCUCAGGUCUGAUUGCAGGGUUAGCUUGGUCAUGUGGGCCCUGAGAAGCGAAAGAUCCGUCCGUUGCCCGCGAGUGCUUAUCAAAUCAGCAAGGCAUGCUAGCUGGCAACGGAUUACCAAUUUUCGAGUUGAUGUGAGGAAUCACAAAGUCUUGCGACGGCCAUGGCAACGACGAGUUCCAGGAGGAGAGGCCUCGGGAUUGUGCUGGCGCUCUCCCGACUGUGGCCAAGAACGGAGUCCUCAUUUGCCGCCCACGACUUUGCCGGAGGAGCUCGGCUGAAGAACCGCAACAGCGCACUGGUGAGACCACGCUCUUUGCAUGCUGGAGUCGCCUUGCGUGCCAGGGCUGCGCAAGAGGACAACAGUGCCCAGGACCGGCUCGAUCUCGAGGAGGUGGUCGUAGAAGCCGACAGGGUGCUGCAGGACAACGGCACGGUGCAAGAGACCAAAGCUGUCUUGCGAAAAGCGCAGAAGAUAUAUCCAGGGAAGUGGACCCUUUCAGGGCUGAAAGACGAGUUGCAACAAAAACUGCGCGAGUUUGUUGAAGAGGCCAAAGUGGCCGGAAAGGGCUUGGACGAGGAUUCUCGCAGGGCAGCACAGGUGACAAGCCAGCACCUUUGGCGUGGCGGAGUUGCUUUGCGCGCCAGCCCGCAGCAGGACGAGUGGCUCGCCAAGAGCCGCGAGGAGGUUGAGGGCUUCAGCAAAGCACAAGUAUCCAGCUGGGUGGCAGCCGUACUGCUGGAUGCUGGGUUGGAAGCAGACGACAUCACCGAAGUCACCACCAUUCUGCUGAAGCAGAAGGUGGUCGGAGCAGCCCUGCUGAAGCUCACGCUGGAGAAGCUGAUUCCCCACGGCCCUGCAAUGCUGCUGACCAGGAAGAUCCGGCUGUUGCAAGAGCCCCAGGUCACUGAGCAGGUCGUCACUGCCAAGGACUUCAAUAUCGCUGCUUGCUUGCGACCUUCAAAUGGUGACCGACCCAAAAGGUUCCUAGAGCUUGACUCUUGCGUUGAUGACUGCAUGCAGGCAGUCCAGGACAAUCUGCCACUGGUCACAAAGGCGACGAUUCCGCGAGUGCCUGCUGCCAUGCUCUCCCGCUUCAUGGGCGGCGGCAAGACCACAAUGCUUUACGAGGUCUUUGACAGGCUGAAGAAGGAGGAGAAACUCCCCAUUUUCAUCAGCUUCAGCGGGGAUUCGCUUGUCUACAGGCUCGACGGCGAAAAGGUGAUGGACACUAUGCUGAGGGCUAUCGCUGUGAGUCUAAUGAAGAACAAGCCCGCAGACAAGAAAGGGGCAGAGCGGGUGCGCUGUAGCGAGGAAGCCUUGAAGGCAUACCUGGAGGACAAGAAGGACGUCGUCCUCGUCGUGGAUGAGCUGAACGUCUUGCUCAAAUCCAAUCCAACCUAUGACCGCCAAGCUCUGGGGAGAUUCCUGCGAGACACAUUCCUUAACCCUGCAGGACGACACCUCGUUUUGAGCACCAGCAUCCCCACCAGCGCCGGCCUCGAGCAAGUCUUGGACACGGGCGCAGAAGGCUCUCGUAAGGUGAUUCCCAUACAAAUGCCCAGGUGCGCUGAGGUACAGAGGCUGAGAGGCAUGCACCCGAACUGCGCGGCCUUGACGCCGUUGGAGGCCGUCUAUUUCGGCUACGUCCCAUCCCUGAUCUACUCGGUCAAGACGGGGGACUUGGACCUGAAGGACCGGUUCCGGGAUAUCGCACGUUUUGCAAAAUCGGAGGGGCUCCAAGACCUGGCAAGGUCUUUCCUGUCAGAGUUCUUCACUGGCAGGCGGGGUUCAAACCACGAUCCAGUGCGUGCCUUCGAUGCCCUCACCGAAUCCCCAGCCCUGGGGGAGAUCCGGUGGAUUCUCGCCUACGUGGGACGGAUGUGCUGCCACCUGGAAUGGGAACAGGUUGGGGAAUGGAUCGACGAAAUCCCGCGCUGGUCGGGAAAGGUUGAAAGCGGCCAGGACUGGGAGACCGUUGUGCUGGUCGCUCUGUGCCUUCGAUGCCAUGAAGCCAUGUACAGCAGCCCCCACGAGCUGCUGAAACUGCCAAGGGGGGCAAGAAGGCCAGCCGACGUACACUUGAUGAGGGUGCCGCAGGAGAAUUGUUCAGGCCCCAGCGACAUGCUGGCCUGGUGGAAAGAGCAACCGAUUCCAACCUACCCCUACAUUGCGGUGCUGUCGCCAAAUGGUACAAAGACAAGCAUCAUUGACGUCAUGUGGGUUUACCAAAAAGAAGCGGCAGCCAAUUGCUUCGUGACCGCCAUCCAGGCCAAACUGGGAAAGGCCAUCCCGAAGCAGGAUAUGCCGCAGGGCAUGCUGGGCUUGCUUUUCCGCGGCCAGGCACCGGCCGCAACCCGUGUCGAUCCAUGGCAGCGGUGGGAGUAUUUAACAGCCAGAGACUUUGCAAGUUUUCUGGGCAAAUCUUUGACAGCUGCCUGUCCUGGCAACUGGCCCAGCUUGACAGAUUAAGCCCUUACAGUGCUGUCUCUUCCUGAUCGCCUUUUUCGUAAGGCCAUUUGCGAAUAACGAACUACUGCAUGUUCAGUUUCACCCGAAAUCUGUUUGAAGGAGCUAACCGCCAA
Messenger RNA from Effrenium voratum, 2718 nucleotides. Lineage: Eukaryota; Dinophyceae; Suessiales; Symbiodiniaceae. The record is from the annotation of a GenBank genome assembly.